GUUGGCAACACUGCCUUUUCUUAAGCGUCUUCUGCUAGAGGCACAUUUUCGUCAUCCGUCAAAAGUUUUGUUCCCGUUGUUAAUUUUUUCCUUUAUAAAUCAUAAAAAUGGCUGAGAAAAUGAGGACGGAAAUUGCUUCCAUGCUCCAAGGAAUUGAAAGGUACAAUCCAGACAAUCUUCAAAAGCUAGAACGCUAUGUAGAGAUGCAAGCGCAAGAAAAUAUUUACGAUCUUGAGGCGAACUUGAGUGUACUGCGACUAUACCAGUUUGGUCCAAAUUUCUACCGUAGUAACAUUGUAAACCUAAUCUUGCUAAAAGCAAUGACUAAUUUACCACACACAGACUUUUUGCUGUGUAAAUGCCUUCUGACUCAAGACAGGUUGGAGGAACCUCAAGUAAGCAGAGUAAUGGUCCUUGCUGACUUGCUAGAAACUUGCAAAUUUAAGCAGUUUUGGGAAGAAUUGGCUAAAUGUGGUGACCUGAUAAUCACUGUCCAAGGAUUUGAAGAUGCAAUUAGGAAAUUUGUUGUUCAUGUUGUCAAUAUCACCUACCAAACGAUUGAAGUUCCAGUCUUGAAAGAACUUCUGGGCAAUGUCAAUGGUAUGGGUAUUAAUAGUUUAGCUACAUUCAUUCUCAUUUCAUAUGUCCAGGAAAAUUUUAUUAAAAAUUUUUAUAUGACCAUAGAUCAAGUUUUAAAACAGUGGGUCGGCAAAUGCAGUUGGAAGGACCUUGGCAAUGGACGUGUAUUUAUUACAUCGCAAGAAGAUUUGGUUAAGACCAAAAAUAUCACCGAGAAGAUUGAAUUUGAAAAUGUGGCUGGAAUUAUGGCACAUUGUAUUUAAGAGAACGGUUCUUCGCCAAUUCACAACGCGAAAAAGGAGAAAAAUAAACAAACAAAAAAAAAACAACAACAAACAAACAAUUCCAAGGGCAGUGUAUUACCGUUUUGAAACAGCUCCGUAUACACAGUUGUCAUGUUUGAA
Daphnia magna is the source of this 983-nucleotide messenger RNA. Its product is annotated as eukaryotic translation initiation factor 3 subunit K-like. The transcript is spliced from 3 exons. Gene Ontology annotation, molecular function: translation initiation factor activity; ribosome binding. The record is from RefSeq and is a predicted model, not a curated record. Lineage: Eukaryota; Metazoa; Arthropoda; Branchiopoda; Diplostraca; Daphniidae. Gene Ontology annotation, cellular component: eukaryotic translation initiation factor 3 complex; cytoplasm. The coding region runs from base 108 to 842 and encodes 244 amino acids. Gene Ontology annotation, biological process: regulation of translational initiation.